Molecule: messenger RNA, 1668 nt
Organism: Brettanomyces bruxellensis
Lineage: Eukaryota; Fungi; Ascomycota; Pichiomycetes; Pichiales; Pichiaceae
Gene: TCP1
Product: Alpha subunit of chaperonin-containing T-complex
Exons: 1
Coding region: 1-1668 (555 amino acids)
Biological process (GO): protein folding
Cellular component (GO): chaperonin-containing T-complex
Molecular function (GO): ATP binding; ATP hydrolysis activity; ATP-dependent protein folding chaperone
Source: RefSeq, a predicted model, not a curated record
AUGUUUGCUGCUCCAAGGUCAGACACACUUUUCCUAGGUGCUGAAAAAUUGAGUGGCGAUGAUGUGCGUACUCAGAAUGUUCUCGCAACACAGGCAGUGGCGAAUGUGGUGAAAUCUUCACUUGGUCCGGUUGGACUUGAUAAAAUGCUUGUUGAUGAUAUUGGUGAUGUGACUGUUACGAAUGAUGGAGCAACAAUUUUGUCAUUGCUUGACGUUCAGCAUCCAGCAGGUAAGAUUUUAGUUGAGUUAGCACAGCAGCAGGACAGAGAGGUUGGAGAUGGCACUACUUCCGUUGUUAUUAUUGCAUCUGAACUUUUGAAAAGAGCCAACGAACUCGUCAAGGUUAAGGUUCAUCCUACCACUAUUAUUACAGGUUACAAGUUGGCUUUAAGAGAAGCCACAAGGUUUGUCAACAGUGUUAUGUCACGUCCCGUGGAUUCUCUUGGAAAGGACACGUUAAUCAACAUUGCAAAGACGUCUAUGUCGUCGAAGAUUAUUGGACCAGACUCGGAGUUCUUUAGUAAGAUGGUCGUGGAUGCAAUGUUAGCCGUGAAAACUGCAAAUUCAAGAGGUGAGGUGAAGUAUCCAGUGAAGGCAGUGAACAUAUUGAAAGCGCAUGGUAAGUCUGCCACAGAAUCGGUGCUAGUCUCAGGAUAUGCAAUAAACUGCAUGGUUGCUUCCCAGGCCAUGGUGAAGGAAGUGAAGGAGGCAAAAAUUGCAUGUCUUGAUUUCGGCUUACAGAGAGCAAAGAUGGCAUUGGGUGUUCAAAUUGAUUUGGAAGACCCCGACCAGGUGGAAGAGGUGAAGAAGAAUGAGCAGGAGUUGGUCUUGAAGAAGGUUAAAAUGAUUAUAGACGCAGGUGCAAAUGUUGUUUUGACAACUAAGGGAAUUGAUGAUCUAUGCCUCAAAGAGUUUGUGGAACACAAGGUGCUGGCAGUGAGAAGAUGCAAGAGAGAAGACCUCCGUAGAAUAGCGAGGGCUACCGGAGCCAGCUUUUUAAGCAGCAUGACAAACUUGGAAGGAGACGAAGUAUUUGAGAGUGCCGAUUUGGGACAAGCUGAACAAGUUUCGCAGGAGAGGUUUUCGGAUGACGAAUGCAUCCUAAUCAAGAAUCCUAAGGCACACUCGGCAUCAUCGAUUGUUCUUAGGGGUCCUAACGACUACUCAUUGGACGAAAUGGAAAGAUCCAUUCAUGAUGCACUUUCCGUGGUCAAGAGAACUUUGGAAUCAGGCAACGUCGUUCCAGGAGGCGGAGCAGUCGAAACAGCACUGAACAUAUAUUUGGAAAAUUUCGCGACAACUGUGGGAUCGAGGGAGCAAUUAGCAAUCGGCGAAUUUGCCGCAGCAUUGUUAAUAAUACCAAAAACGUUAGCCGUGAAUGCCGCAAAGGAUUCAUCAGAUCUUGUUGCUAAAUUAAGAUCUUACCAUGCUGCUUCGCAGCAAGUUUCUGCCGCGGACGCGAAAAGGAAAAAUUAUAAGAACUAUGGAUUGGAUUUGAUCAAGGGCAAGAUCAUUGAUGAAAUACACCAUGGCGUUUUGGAACCCACAGUUUCUAAGAUCAAGUCCUUGAAAAGUGCUCUAGAGGCAUGCGUUGCUAUUCUAAGGAUCGAUACACUUAUAACAGUUGAUCCGGAGCCUUCCAAGGAGGAUCCUCACGGUCAUCAUUAA